Hypomesus transpacificus is the source of this 7086-nucleotide messenger RNA. RefSeq names its product small nuclear ribonucleoprotein 200 (U5) (gene snrnp200). Gene Ontology annotation, molecular function: ATP binding; nucleic acid binding. Gene Ontology annotation, cellular component: nucleus. NCBI's taxonomy places the organism in Eukaryota, Metazoa, Chordata, Actinopteri, Osmeriformes, Osmeridae. The record is from RefSeq and is a predicted model, not a curated record. The transcript is spliced from 44 exons. Bases 227 to 6640 code for a protein of 2137 amino acids.
UGUUUUGCGGUGUAGGAGCGUGUUUAGCAGAAACGUAUGGAGAACGCUGUUUAUACAGUGAUCUAGCUAAAUCGCGUGUCAGAAAGUGUAAAUGUUGAUAUCUACGGGUUCUGUCCAACUGUUGUAAUCUAAGCAAAGCAACUGUGAGCUACCUGUCUGGCUAGCCGUAGUCGAUAACCAGGUCGUUUAUAUUGUGUGAAUACAAAAGUGCGGUAACUAUUCCACCAUGGCGGAUGUUACUGCCCGUAGCUUGCAGUAUGAGUACAAAGCGAACUCUAAUUUGGUUUUGCAAGCUGACCGCUCUCUGAUCGACCGUACACGCCGCGAUGAGCCCACUGGAGAAGUGUUGUCACUGGUGGGGAAGUUGGAAGGGACCAAGAUGGGAGAUAAGUCACAGAGGACCAAGCCGCAGAUGCUGGAAGAGAGACGUGCAAAGAGAAGAAAGAGAGAUGAAGACAGGCACGACAUCAAUAAGAUGAAAGGCUUCACCCUCCUAUCUGAGGGCAUUGAUGAGAUGGUGGGUAUCGUAUACAAGCCCAAAACGAAGGAGACCAGAGAGACCUAUGAAGUCCUGCUCAGCUUUAUCCAGGCCGCCUUGGGAGAUCAGCCUCGCGAUAUCUUAUGCGGGGCGGCCGACGAGGUCCUGGCCGUGCUGAAGAACGACAAGAUGAGGGAUAAGGAGAGGAGGAGGGAGGUGGAGCAGUUGCUGGGGCCGGCUGACGACACGCGCUACCACGUGCUGGUCAACCUGGGCAAGAAGAUCUCCGACUACGGGGGGGACAAGGAGCUGCAGAACAUGGAUGACAACAUUGACGAGACCUAUGGAGUGAAUGUCCAGUUUGAAUCUGAUGAGGAGGAGGGGGACGAGGACCAGUUUGGGGAGGUGCGUGACCAGGGCUCUGAUGAGGACAGCGAGGGCGAGGAAGCGGACGUGGGCAGCGCGCUCACUGCCAACCUGGGGGUCACGGGGGACGUGAUGACGGCCAAAAAGAAGGACCUGCACCCUCGCGACAUCGACGCCUUCUGGCUCCAGCGCCAGCUCAGCCGUUUCUACGACGACGCCAUCGUGUCGCAGAAGAAAGCGGACGAGGUUCUGGAGAUCCUGAAGACUGCCAGUGAUGACAGAGAGUGUGAGAACCAGCUGGUCCUGCUGCUGGGCUUCAACACGUUCGACUUCAUCAAGAUCCUCAGGCAGCAUCGGCGCAUGAUCCAGUAUUGUACCAUGUUGGCGAGUGCCCAGAGUGAGGCGGAGAAGGAGAAGAUUAUUGGGAAGAUGGAGUCGGAUCAGGAGCUGUCCAAAAUCCUUUACCAGCUACAGGAGACCGAGAAAGAGGAUAUUAUCAGGGAGGAGCGCUCUCGCAGGGAGAGAGUGAGGAAGUCUCGUAUGGAUAAUGACCUGGAGUCCAUGGACAUUGACCACGGAGAGUCCAUGACCCCUCGCCAGCUCCUGGACCUAGAGGACCUGGCCUUCACGCAGGGAAGUCACUUCAUGGCCAACAAGAGGUGCCAGCUGCCUGACGGAUCCUUCCGGAAACAGCGCAAAGGAUACGAGGAAGUUCACGUUCCCGCCCUCAAACCCAAGCCCUUCGCUGAUGAUGAGGUGCUUGUGCCCAUUGAGAAGCUUCCCAAGUACGCCCAGGCCGGGUUCGAAGGCUUCAAAACCCUGAACCGCAUCCAGAGCAAGCUGUUCAAGACCGCCUUGGAGACGGACGAGAACCUGCUCGUCUGCGCGCCCACGGGAGCGGGUAAGACCAACGUGGCUCUGAUGGCCAUGCUGAGGGAGAUCGGCAAGCACAUCAACCUGGACGGAACCAUCAACCUGGACGACUUCAAGAUCAUCUACGUGGCUCCCAUGCGGUCGCUGGUACAGGAGAUGGUGGGCAGCUUCAGCAAGCGCCUGGCCAGCUACGGCAUCGUUGUGUCGGAGCUGACGGGAGAUCACCAGCUGUGUAAGGAGGAGAUCAAUGCCACCCAGGUGAUCGUGUGCACCCCGGAGAAGUGGGACAUCAUCACCCGCAAGGGGGGCGAGCGCACCUACACCCAACUAGUCCGCCUCAUUAUCAUCGAUGAGAUCCACCUGCUCCACGACGACCGCGGCCCAGUGCUGGAGUCCCUGGUGGCCCGCACCAUCCGCAACGUGGAGCUGACCCAGGAGGACGUGCGUCUGCUGGGCCUCAGCGCCACCCUGCCCAACUACGAGGACGUGGCCACCUGCCUGCGCGUCGACCCCGCCAAGGGCCUCUUCUACUUCGACAACAGCUUCCGGCCCGUACCCCUGGAGCAGACCUACGUGGGCAUCACGGAGAAGAAGGCCAUCAAGCGCUUCCAGAUCAUGAACGAGAUCGUGUACGAGAAGAUCAUGGAGCACGCGGGGAAGAACCAGGUGCUGGUGUUCGUCCACUCCAGGAAGGAGACGGGGAAGACGGCCCGGGCCAUCAGGGACAUGUGCCUGGAGAAGGACACCCUGGGGCUGUUCCUCAGGGAGGGCUCGGCCUCCACCGAGGUCCUGAGGACUGAGGCGGAGCAGUGCAAGAAUCUGGAACUGAAGGAUUUGCUGCCGUACGGCUUUGCUAUUCACCAUGCUGGGAUGACCAGGGUGGACCGUACCCUGGUGGAGGAUCUGUUUGCUGAUCGCCACAUUCAGGUGCUGGUGUCUACAGCCACGCUGGCCUGGGGAGUCAAUCUCCCAGCACACACCGUCAUCAUCAAGGGCACGCAGGUGUACAGCCCAGAGAAGGGCCGCUGGACCGAGCUGGGAGCCCUGGACAUCCUACAGAUGCUGGGCCGAGCCGGGCGUCCCCAGUACGACACCAAGGGCGAGGGCAUCCUCAUCACGUCCCAUGGAGAGCUGCAGUACUACCUGUCUCUGCUCAACCAGCAGCUGCCCAUUGAGAGCCAGAUGGUGGCCAAGCUGCCCGACAUGCUCAACGCCGAGAUCGUGCUGGGCAACGUGCAGAACGCCAAGGAUGCGGUGAACUGGCUGGGCUACACCUACCUGUACGUGCGCAUGCUGCGCAACCCCACCCUGUACGGCGUCUCCCACGACGACCGCAGCUCGGACCCGCUGCUGGAGCGCCGCAGGAUGGACCUGGUGCACACGGCGGCCAACGUCCUGGACAAGAACAGCCUGGUCAAGUACGACAAGAGGACCGGAAGCUUCCAGGUGACCGAUCUGGGCCGUAUUGCCAGUCACUUCUACAUCACCCACGACUCCAUCCAGACCUACAACCAGCUUCUGAAGCCCACCCUCAGCGAGAUCGAGCUCUUCAGGGUCUUCUCCCUCUCGUCUGAGUUCAGGAACAUCACCGUCAGAGAGGAGGAGAAGCUAGAGCUGCAGAAGCUUCUGGAGAGAGUCCCCAUCCCGGUGAAGGAGAGCAUCGAGGAGCCCAGCGCUAAGAUAAACGUGCUUCUCCAGGCGUACAUCUCUCAGUUGAAGCUGGAGGGCUUUGCCCUCAUGGCUGACAUGGUCUACGUCACACAGAGCGCAGGGCGGCUGAUGCGUGCCAUCUUUGAGAUCGUCCUGAGCCGAGGCUGGGCCCAGCUCACUGACAAGACCAUGAACCUGUGCAAGAUGAUCGACAAGAGGAUGUGGCAGUCCAUGUCUCCUCUGCGCCAGUUCAGGAAGCUUCCGGAAGAGGUCAUCAAGAAGAUCGAGAAGAAGAACUUCCCCUUCGAGCGCCUCUACGACCUCAACCACAAUGAGAUUGGAGAGUUGAUCCGCAUGCCCAAGAUGGGAAAGACCAUCCACAAGUACGUCCACCAGUUCCCCAAGCUGGACCUGGCCGUGCACCUUCAGCCCAUCACCCGCUCCACCCUCAAGGUGGAGCUCACCAUCACGCCCGACUUCCAGUGGGACGACAAGGUGCACGGCUCGUCGGAGGCCUUCUGGAUCCUGGUGGAGGACGUGGACAGCGAGGUGAUCCUCCACCACGAGUACUUCCUGCUCAAGGCCAAGUACGCCCAGGAUGAGCACCUGGUCACCUUCUUCGUGCCCGUGUUCGAGCCCCUGCCGCCCCAGUACUUCAUCCGCGUGGCCUCCGACCGCUGGCUGUCCUGUGAGACCCAGCUGCCCGUGUCGUUCCGCCACCUGAUCCUUCCGGAGAAGUACCCUCCUCCCACAGAGCUGUUGGACCUGCAGCCCCUGCCCGUGACGGCCCUCCGGAACGCCGCCUUUGAGACCCUCUACCACAACAAGUUCCCCUUCUUCAACCCCAUCCAGACACAGGUGUUCAACGCUCUGUACAACAGCGAUGACAACGUGUUUGUGGGCGCGCCCACGGGCAGCGGGAAGACCAUAUGUGCCGAGUUUGCUAUCCUGAGGAUGCUGCUGCACAACGUGGAGGGCCGCUGUGUAUACAUCACGCCUAUGGAGGCCCUGGCUGAGCAGGUGUUCAUGGACUGGCACCAGAAGUUCCAGGACGCGCUGAAUAAGAAGGUGGUGUUGCUGACGGGGGAGACCAGCACCGACCUCAAGCUGCUGGGGAAGGGGGACAUCAUCGUCAGCACGCCCGACAAGUGGGACAUCCUGUCCCGCCGCUGGAAGCAGAGGAAGAACGUCCAGAACGUCAGCCUGUUCAUCGUGGACGAGACCCACCUGAUCGGAGGAGACAACGGGCCGGUGCUGGAGGUGAUCUGCUCCAGGAUGAGGUACAUCUCCUCCCAGAUCGAGCGGCCCAUCCGCAUCGUGGCCCUCAGCUCUUCCCUCUCCAACGCUAAGGACGUGGCCCACUGGCUGGGCUGCAGCACCACGGCCACCUUCAACUUCCACCCCAACGUCCGGCCCGUACCCCUGGAGCUGCACAUCCAGGGCUUCAACGUGAGUCACACCCAGACCCGCCUGCUGUCCAUGGCCAAACCGGUGUACCACGCCAUCAUGAAGCACUCGCCCUCCAAGCCCGCCGUGGUGUUUGUGCCCUCCCGGCGCCAGACCCGCCUCACCGCCAUCGACAUCCUCACCUUCUGCGCCGCCGACGUCGUUCCCCAGAGGUUCCUGCACUGCACAGAGAAGGACCUGGCUCCCUUCCUGGAGAAGGUGGCAGACGCCACCCUGAAGGAGACCCUGGCCAACGGGGUGGGCUACCUGCACGAGGGCCUCAACACCACCGAGCGCAAGAUCGUGGAGCAGCUCUUCAACUCUGGUGCCGUCCAGGUCGUGGUGGCAUCGCGCUCCCUCUGCUGGGGCACCAACAUCUCUGCUCACCUCGUCGUCGUCAUGGAUACCCAGUACUACAACGGCAGAAUCCACGCGUAUGUGGACUAUCCCAUCUACGACGUGCUCCAGAUGGUGGGCAGGGCCAACCGCCCCCUGCAGGACGACGAGGGGCGCUGCGUCAUCAUGUGUCAGGGAUCCAAGAAGGAUUUCUUUAAGAAGUUCCUGUACGAGCCGCUGCCGGUGGAGUCCCACUUGGACCACUGUCUCCACGACCACUUCAACGCCGAGAUCGUCACCAAGACAGUGGAGAACAAGCAGGACGCCGUGGACUACCUCACCUGGACGUUCCUCUACCGCCGCAUGACCCAGAACCCCAACUACUACAACCUGCAGGGCAUGUCUCACCGUCACCUGUCGGACCACCUGUCUGAGCUGGUGGAGCACACCCUGCAUGACCUGGAGCAGUCCAAGUGCAUCAGCAUCGAGGACGAGAUGGACGUGGCCCCUCUGAAUUUGGGCAUGAUUGCUGCCUACUACUACAUCAACUACACCACCAUCGAGUUGUUCAGCAUGUCUCUGAACGCCAAGACAAAGAUCCGAGGCUUGAUCGAGAUCAUCUCCAACGCCGCCGAGUAUAACACCAUCCCCAUCCGACACCACGAGGACACUCUGCUGCGACAGCUGGCCCAGAAGGUGCCCCACAAGCUGAACAACCCCAAGUUCAACGACCCCCACGUGAAGACCAACCUGAUGCUGCAGGCCCACCUGUCCAGGAUGCAGCUGAGCGCCGAGCUGCAGUCAGACACGGAGGACAUCCUCAGCAAGGCGGUGCGUCUGAUCCAGGCGUGUGUGGACGUGCUGUCCAGUAACGGCUGGCUGAGCCCUGCCCUGGCUGCCAUGGAGCUGGCCCAGAUGGUCACUCAGGCCAUGUGGUCCAAGGACUCGUACCUCAAACAGCUGCCCUACUUCACCUCCGAACACAUCAAGCGCUGCAUGGACAAGGGUGUGGAGAGCAUCUUUGACAUCAUGGAGAUGGAGGACGAGGAGAGGAGCGCCCUGCUGCAGCUAUCUGACGGCCAGAUCGCCGACGUGGCCCGGUUCUGUAACCGCUACCCCAACAUCGAGCUGUCCUACGAGGUGGCCGAGAAGGACAAUAUCAAGAGUGGAGGUCCAGUCCUGAUUCUGGUGCAGCUGGAGAGGGAGGAGGAAGUAACUGGUCCGGUCAUCGCCCCGCUGUUCCCUCAGAAACGUGAGGAGGGCUGGUGGGUUGUUAUUGGAGAUCCCAAGUCCAACAGCCUGAUCUCAAUCAAGAGGCUCACCCUGCAGCAGAAGGCCAAGGUGAAACUGGACUUUGUGGCGCCCGUGUUGGGGGUCCAUAACUACACGCUGUACUUCAUGAGCGACGCCUACAUGGGCUGCGAUCAGGAGUACAAGUUCAGCGUGGAUGUAAAGGAGGCCGACAGCGAGGGCGACAGCGACUCUGACUGAGGACGCCUGGAGGGGUUCCAACUGACCUUGUCGGAAAUCUCGUUUGGGAAGCGGAUCAGUGCGGGAUUUGGAAGUGUAGAUAAGGAUUUGGGUCAUGUUUAUUUUAUGUUUGUUUUUUUCUUCCUUUGAGACAGUCAUUUUGGUUUUACAGUAAUUGUUUUGUAUGGCUAUAAUUGUUGAUUUGUUAUUCCCAGAGUAGAUCAGUGAUGUGUGUACCUCCCAGGAUAGUUCAUAUAUAAUGCUCAACAAUAGAAGACAUACAUCAGGUGUACAUGAAAAUGCCUGCAUACUACUGUAGUGAACAAAAGUAAUUCAACAUCCAAGUCACCAAGUCUGUGUGCUUUAUCUGUUUCAACAAUGAUUGCUAUUAGAUUGGUCUAAUAGAAUUUUAUUAAAAUGUAAUACCUGUCCUUUAUUUGUUUUGCAAUAAAAAGAUCCUAAAAGUA